ACGUUAAAGACACAGAGCUACUUCAAUAAUGGAUGACAUCGAUCAGGCGAUUGACGAGGAGCUGAAAAAAUUACACCUUGAUCCUUCAGAAAAUGAUUCAGAAGAAUCCGAAGAUGAUAACUUUACACCGUUGGAUAGAUCUCUUCAUUCAGAAGAUCUUUUUUCUGACUCAGUGCUUGCAUACAUUGAAGUUUCAAGGGAUCGAUUAAAUGCCUUUGAACAAUUUAUCCUUGAAGAUAUUGAGGAAGAAGAAUCCUCAAGUCAGCAGCUUGACGUCUAUCACGAUGGUAAUCAAAUAAAUAUGAGCACUAUAGAGGACUCCAAAAAGUGGAAAGAAAAAGUAAUCAGUGAAUUUGAAGAACAGGUUGGACAGAAUGCUCAGAUGGAGAUCUCAAAGAUGGCCAAUACAGAUGUUGUUAUUGACCAUGAUGGUUGCACAGAAACUCAACUCAGUCUUGAAUGGAGAGAAUUGGAGAAAAGACUGAAAGAGGAAGAGGAGCAGAAAUUAGCAGCACAGGAAGUAGAAAGAGAGCUGCAUUUAAACUCGGAGAGGGAGGAUGAAGAGAGGCGGAGGAGAUCACUGAUGGAGUUCGAGGAGCAGCUGAUGAAGGUUUCAAAACCCACACUGCUUCAGAAUGGUGGAGAAAAAAAUGAAGUUUUUUACACAGUGGAUCAACAUGAACUGGAUAAACAGCAGAAGUAUUUAAGGAAGCUGGAAAAGGAACUAGAGGAGGAGAAACAGGCUUUUGAGAAGUCUCAGGAGGAGGAGAGAAAGAGAACCCAUGAGCUUCACUACAGAGCAGCUACAAAGAUCCAAGCUGCUCUUAGAGGAACAUUAGUGCGACGCUGGAGAGCAAAAGAGAUCAAAAGAAAGAGAAAAGUAGAGGAAAAGCUUGAGGAAGAGAAGAGGGAGUGGGAGAAGAUAAAAAAGGAAAGGGAGGAGGAGAUGAGAAGGACCGAGGAGGAACAACGCUUUCAUCGAGAAGAGAUGGAGAGACGUAGAGCUGAGUAUGAGGCGUCAAAAGAACUUGAGCGCCAUCGUCUGGAGAAAGAAAGAAGGCUUGAGCAGCAGAAGAAAAGAGAGGAAAAGGAUGAGCAGAGAAGGAGGGAGAUGAAGACGAAAGAGGAGCAGGGAGACAUUACAAGUGUAAAAGAGAGCAAAGGGAACGAGGAGAGCAAAUGCUUAGAGAAACCGAAAAGACUUGUGAAACAGAGCAAGAAAGAGGAGGAAGAUAAACAGAAGUGUAUGGAGGAAAAGGAAGAACAUAGGAACAUUACAAGUGUUAAAGAGGAAAGCCAGAGCCUGGAGAAAGAGAAAAGACUUGAGCAGCAAAAGAAGAAAGAGGACCUAGAUGAAGAGAGAAGUAGGGAGAGGGAGAAAAAAGAGGAGGAGAGCAAAAUUCUUGGUGUAAAAGAGGAGACCCAGUGCUUAGAGAAAGAGAAAAUACUUCAGCAGGGGAAGAAAGAGGAGGAAGAUGAAGAGAGAAGGAAGGCAACGAAGAGGAAGGAGGUGCAGAGCAGCAUCACAAGUAUGGAAAAGAGGAAUGCGAAAGAGGAGAGCAGAAAACAGGAGGAGGAGAAACUUAAUAGAGAAAAUGAGAGAAGGGAAUCAGUGAGAAGUAGCAGACCAGAGGAGGAAUGUAAAAGAAGAGAGGACAAUGAGGAAAGAGGGGAAAUAAUGAUUAAAAGCAAUGAAAAUGAGAUAAGAGAAAGACAAGAUAACAAGGAAGGAAUAACCAAUGAGAGCAAAGAGGAAGAAAGGAAUGAGAUAAAAAAAAUGGGCCAAAAAAUAAAAGUGGAAAAAUAUAAAGAUCAGAAACUACAAAUAAUGAGCAAUAAAGAUACAAUGAAGAACUUUCAAGAAACAAAUCAAGCUAAAAGCAGUUGGGAUGGAGAGCUUAGUUCACAGAUGGAUUCUCGACAGUCAAGAAACACCCUAAAAGUAUCUACAGCCACCCCCAAGUCCUGCAUACAUACACAUCAAGAACUCUCUAAUGAACUGUUUGGUUCAACAACAAUUAUAGGUCACUUAAGUUCUGAGGUGACAGAUAAGAGUCUGAAUGUAGACAGUAAGAUGGAAACAACCGGGCUUCAAAAUGUUACAACCAUUGAGCUUGAGAACUGUGGACCAGAGAUCCAAGAAUUAAGUUCUGUAUGUCUGCCUGACAGCACAGAGCAGAAACGUCUGGUCUGGAUAAAGAACUGCACUCCCUGGUCCAAACUAUCAUUGCAGAAUAAGAAAAAGAGGGCAUCUGUCCAACAACAGUCCCAAAAGAGAAGGGCAAAAAGAUCAAAAUUACCCAGCUUGCCCCCUUUGACAACAGAAACUAUUCUCAGCAUAGGAGCUUGGAGCUCUCUCAAAGAGGUUACAACAGUGACUCUGGAAGACCUGCCAGGCUGUAGCCUGUCCACACUGUCUCAAUGUUGCCAACUACAGACGUUAACACUUAGACGCUGUGGACUCAGAUCUUUGGAUGGACUUAACCAGUGUCCUCAGAUCAGAUACAUUGAUGUACAGGAGAACUCAAUCAGCCAUGUGGAUUGUGGGGGUCUGGCUAACCUUCAGGUCCUCCUGUUGGGUAAAAACCAGCUGAUGAACAUCCAUGGUCUUGAUGAUGCUGAGAAACUCCAGGUCCUUCAGUUGUCACACAACAGCAUCUCACGCAUCAGUGGUUUAGGAUCCCUGAAAAUGCUUCUGAGAUUAUUACUAGACCACAACCAACUUCUCAGCACUAAAGGUUUAAAUGAAAUUUAUACCAUUUUGCAUCUGGACUUUUCAUAUAACCAUCUAAGCCACGUUGAGGGUUUGGAGAAUUGCGCACUCCUUAACACGCUGGACCUCAGAGGAAACAGUCUUACUGAGCUCCCUGUCCUAAAUAACCAUGUACUUCUGAGGGACCUUUUUCUGGAUGACAAUCUUAUAUCUUCUGUUCAUGAUCUGGAAUCCUAUUGGUUACCUUUGCUCCAAAACCUCUCUGUCGCUCAUAACAGUAUAACUGACUUAGUCCCACUCUUGGACUUGGUCUCUCUGAAAAGGCUGGAUGUCAGUCACAACUGUCUGUCAGACCUUCAUAACGUUUGUCUGAGUCUUCAGGGAUGCUCUAGUCUUCAAGAACUUGACCUGACUGAUAACCCGCUAUAUCAAGAGAACCACUGGAGGUCCUUACUUCUGGAGACAGUGCCUGGCUUGAUUAAGUUGAAUAAUGAGCAGACUUCUGCAACAGCAGCGCCCUCUGAAGGUCUGGGACAGCAGUGGAGUUUUCAAGCACUUUGUCAGGCACAACAGGGGCAUCGUGAGUCACUCCUGCAGCGGCACAAAAUGGAGAUCAGGUCAGCGCCCUCACAACAUAAUGCCCAGCUUCUUGUCAGUGGUCACCAUGCAGAGCUCUUCAGAUUAGCAGUGGACCAGCGUUACGCCCAUGAAUACGGAGACAGCUGUGUCACAGAGGAUCCUUCGGCAGCCACUGAAAGCAAUCCGUGUGAUUUUUCUGAAGCUUCUCCAUCACAAAGUCCAGAGAUGGAACCUCAGCAUACAUCAAAUCCUUUGAAGCUUCAGUCGAACGACCCUCAGACUGACUUUCCAGAAAGUUGUAGUGAGACGCCCACCAAGAAGAAACCUCUUAACCUUAAAAUAGCGGCAGCUGUGGUCAUCCAGCGUUGUUGGCGGAGAUACGUAUUGCGGAGACGUGAAGGCCCCUCAGGCUUAAUUGCAAAAACUAACCAGAGAUCGAAUAUUCGUAUGGUGGAAGAUUGGCGUGUUGAGAGGCCAGAACUUCGUGAGAACGACCGUGCCGCUAUUAUUAUUCAGGCUGCGUGGAAAGGCUACAAUCUGCGUAGAAGGCUGGCCCAGGCUCUAGCCGACGUGCGAAUCACAGAGAGCGAUGAGGACUUUGAAGAGGUGGACACGGACGAAUUCACAUUUGAUGAGAAGAAGAUGGAGAAAGACUGGAUAACCCUGAAUUCCGAUGCCUCACCUGCCAGGGCGAUGCCAUAUUCAGCUCUCUCUCGGCUGCCAAAGCAUCAGAUGUCUCCAUUGAUGCCUCCUGACUCUGAGACUCCAUCUGGUAUUCCACAUCAACCCAAACAUGCCUGGUCAGAUAGUAAAGCUGCAGUUUGCUUGGAACAACAUGUGUCACCACACCUUAGUAGCAGAAGCAACACCUUUUCCGAGAGAUCACAAAAAAUCUUUGAUGAAUGGGGCAUUACAAGUGAGUCCACUGCCCGUCUCAUGCUGAAGAGAGCCGAUAGAAUGAAGGGCAGGAAACCACAGCAGAGAAGAUUAUUGGUUCAUCAAGUAAAAAAUGAAUUUCACAAUGCACCGAAGGCAGAGGAACCACUAUUUAACAAGGAGAGAACCUACCAGAGGCGCCACGAGCACGCAGUUCAUCCUCACACAAUCGCUGCCGUCUUAGGACGGAAUCAUUUCCUGCCUGAGAUUGACCAUGAAAUUCGUAAUGGUGGGAGAGUACAGCUUGUGGCCAGUGCUGGCAGCAGGGGUGGUGUAGAUUCAGGAGCUAAGUUUUGUGUGGACCCCGUUGGUGUCUCUCCACCUUUUAACAAACAAACUCGGGCUCGGAGACAUUCAAAUGAACAUGCAAAAACAGAAGUCCCAUCACCCGACAGAGUCGGUUCAGCUCCAGUCCCAAAAGAACGCAUCUCAUUUCGGGACAUCCCAGUCCAGAAUAGCGGAGGUUGGGGUGGAGGAAAGAAGAGGACUCAUCUUAACAAGUAA
Messenger RNA from Paramisgurnus dabryanus, 4732 nucleotides. The record is from RefSeq and is a predicted model, not a curated record. NCBI's taxonomy places the organism in Eukaryota, Metazoa, Chordata, Actinopteri, Cypriniformes, Cobitidae.